This is a messenger RNA of Prosopis cineraria, 3250 nucleotides long. Its product is annotated as extra-large guanine nucleotide-binding protein 3-like. Gene Ontology annotation, cellular component: heterotrimeric G-protein complex. Gene Ontology annotation, biological process: adenylate cyclase-modulating G protein-coupled receptor signaling pathway. NCBI's taxonomy places the organism in Eukaryota, Viridiplantae, Streptophyta, Magnoliopsida, Fabales, Fabaceae. Bases 470 to 3025 code for a protein of 851 amino acids. The record is from RefSeq and is a predicted model, not a curated record. The transcript is spliced from 10 exons. Gene Ontology annotation, molecular function: GTPase activity; G protein-coupled receptor binding; G-protein beta/gamma-subunit complex binding.
UGAACUCUUUAGGUGCGGCGAGAUUAAUAGCGAGGGACCCAUCUCAACGAGGCCACUCGAGCGCCCUCUCACGCUGUUCCUCUCCCUCCUUCCACCACCUUCUUUUACUUUCUGACCUGAGCUCAGACGCUUCAAGAAGCUUUAUCUUUUGGAACUUAAAAGGCAAAGAAGCUGGAAAGCAAGAGCUCCUUAUAUUGUAAAGUUCUGAAUGGAUUUGCUAUUGUCGCUGUCCUCAGAGAUUCAACGGUGAAAACAUUCAACGUUUGAUUGCGGCUGAUUGGUGGCUAUGACUGAGUCUACAUGAAAGGCACUCUCCUGAAUCCUCUUUGAAUUCAGCCUUAAGAUUUUCUCUGCUUCAAAAGCAGUUAAAGCUUACAACAAGUUGCAAGGACAUAAUUGGAAUGUGAGGCUUUGGCGCAAGCAUAUAGGAUCUGAAGUUUAAGUGGUGCCAAUUAUUUUGUCAGCUGAAAUGGAUCGAAAUGGGGGAGAGAGUUGGAGGGAAGUGAUGAAGAAGAUGCUUCCUCCUGGAGCUUCUCUGCCUGAUGAAGCUUCUGAUCUUGACUACUCCAUAGCCAUAGAAUAUCAGGGUCCACCAGUUUCAUUUGAAGUGCCAACAGUUGAUCCUCUUGAUAUGAAUUCUCGAGGAGUUCCACUUUCUGGAUCACAAUCUAUUUCUCGUGUGAGGCCUCAGGUGAUUGAGCCAAUUCCUCUGCCAGUGUCUCGUAUUGCCGGUGUUACAGGUUCUCCUAAUCAAAGUCCUAGGAUGUCAGGAAGUUCAGAAUCUGCGGUGUCUGUCUUGCAAAAUCCUGACUUUUCUUCAGCGUCAGCCUCACCUGGUUCAGCUCAUAAUCCUCCUAGGCAAGUGAUAAACGAAUCAAAGAGGGCGCAUGUUGUCACUUUUAAUACUGUUGAUAGAUCUCAAAGGAAGGAAGCUGAAGUUAUGGAGCCAGUUUAUCCAGAAUAUGUGUGGGUUUCAAAGGAAAGGAAGAAAAAGAAAUUCAGAGUUUGUUAUAGAUGUGGAAAAGGGAAGUGGGAAACUAAGGAAUCUUGCCUAGUUUGUGAUGCCAAGUAUUGUAGCAUUUGUGUUCUCAGGGCCAUGGGAUCAAUGCCAGAAGGACGCAAAUGUGUAACUUGCAUUGGUCAGCCUAUUGAUGAAUCAAAGCGUAUGAAAUUAGGUAAACAUUCAAGAGUAUUAUCUCGACUUCUUGUUCCUCUAGAAGUUAAGCAAAUUAUGAGAGCAGAGAAAGAAUGCUCUGCCAAUCAGCUUAGGCCAGAGCAGCUGAUGGUUAAUGGAUUCCCACUGAAGCCCGAGGAGAUGGCAGAAUUACUUGGGUGUCCCUUACCUCCACGGAAGCUGAAGCCUGGUAGAUAUUGGUAUGACAAAGAAUCUGGUCUCUGGGGAAAGGAAGGGGAAAAACCUGACAAGAUAAUAAGUUCAAACUUGAACUUCACCGGGAAACUUAGCGCUGAUGCUAGUAAUGGAAACACACAAGUUUACAUCAAUGGUCGAGAGAUUACAAAGCUUGAAUUGAGGAUACUGAAGCUGGCAAAUGUACAGUGUCCACGUGAUACCCACUUUUGGGUUUAUGAUGAUGGUCGUUAUGAGGAAGAAGGUCAGAAUAAUAUCAGAGGAAACAUUUGGGAGAAGGCUUCAACAAGAUUUGUUUGUACCCUGCUCUCUUUACCCUUUCCCCAUGGAAAGCCUCAUGAACCAAGAGAUGAGAUCAAUAAUUAUUCUACAGUUCCAAAACAUCUAGAACAGAAAAAAGUUCCAAAGCUUCUUCUUCUUGGACUUCAAGGAUCAGGAACUAGCACUAUCUUUAAGCAGGCCAAAUUCUUGUAUGGGAGCAGAUUUACUGAAGAAGAGCUACAGGAUGUCAAACUGAUGAUCCAGAGUAAUAUGUACAAAUAUCUUAGCAUUUUGCUUGAUGGAAGAGAGCGCUUUGAGGAGGAGGCUCUUUCUGAAAUGAAUGCACAAAAUUCUUUUGGUCAAACUGUGAGACAAGUUGGGAACAGUGAAUCAAAUGAAACUAGUCUAUGCAUCUAUUCCCUCAACUCAAGGCUGAAGCAUUUCUCUGAUUGGCUCCUGGAUAUUAUAGCUACCGGGGAUUUAGAUGCAUUCUUCCCAGCAGCCACACGUGAGUAUGCACCAUUAGUUGAAGAAGUGUGGAAGGAUCCAGCAAUACAAGAAACCUAUAAAAGAAAAGAUGAGCUUCAUUUUCUUCCAGAUGUGUCAGAGUAUUUCUUAAGCCGGGCCAUUGAGAUAUCUAGCAAUGAAUACGAACCUUCUGAAAGAGACAUCAUUUAUGCAGAAGGGGUUACUCAAGGUAAUGGUUUAGCUUGCAUAGAAUUCUCACUUGAUGACCGUAGCCCAAUGUCUGAAGUUUACACGGAAAAUAUGGAAACUCAGCCACCGCCUCCAGCCAAGUACCAAUUAAUAAGAGUAAAUACCAAGGGAAUGAAUGAAGGAUGUAAGUGGGUUGAAAUGUUUGAAGAUGUUCGAGCCGUGGUUUUCUGUGUUGCCCUGAGUGACUAUGAUCAGCUGUGGCUUGCCCCAGACAGUAAUGGCAGUGGAAGCCUUCUGCAAAACAAGAUGUUACAGAGCAAAGAGCUAUUUGAGACAAUGGUCAGACACCCUUGCUUCAAAGACUGCCCUUUUGUAUUGAUUCUGAACAAGUAUGAUAUUUUUGAGGAAAAGGUAAAUAGGGUUCCUCUAUCUGCCUGUGAAUGGUUCAAUGACUAUAGUCCUGUGAGUGCUCAUCACACUAGCCAGUCUCUGGCACAUCAGGCUUACUUCUAUAUUGCCAUGAAAUUCAAAGACCUUUAUGCUUCCCUCACUGGCCGAAAGCUUUUCGUGUGGCAAGGCCGGGCAAGGGACCGUGUGACAGUCGAUGAGGCUUUCAAGUACAUUAGAGAGGUCCUAAAAUGGGAUGAGGAAAAAGAGGAGAAUUACUAUGGUCCACCUGAAGAUUCAUUUUACAGUACCACAGACAUAAGCUCCUCUCCUUAUAUCAGACCAGAGUGAUGUUCAUGAGAUGUAUUAUUUGCCAUUGUUAAGGAACGGGGUCAAGUGUUAAUUGCCUCUCGGACAUCAUAGCUUGCUGGAUCCGCCCGAAAAAGCAUGUAAUCUCUGAUUUCCCUUUUGUUAUGAGGGGAAAGAGGAAUAAGAAUUAUGUUUUAAAAUUCAUAUAUUAAUUUGGGAAAAAUUGGUGUGUCCUUAUAAUAUACGACAUUUUUUAUUUGGUCCUUA